Cuscuta campestris is the source of this 2222-nucleotide messenger RNA. Lineage: Eukaryota; Viridiplantae; Streptophyta; Magnoliopsida; Solanales; Convolvulaceae. The record is from the annotation of a GenBank genome assembly.
CAUCUGAUGGCCAUUUGCUCUCCAGGUUCUUCUUGAUAAAAGCCUUAAAAAAUCCGUUUGUGAUCUGAGGAUGAUAACCACGAUGAAUCUACUGAUGGAGAUGACACGAAAACCAGAGAAUCCUCCCCUCUCCAAGGAUUUCCCUAUGUCUGCAAUCUGCAAGUCCCUUGCAAAACGAGCUUUAAUGGCGUAUGGGAAAGAAUCUCCAAUUUUCCUUAAUUCCUCCGUGGUGAAGAGCAACAUUCAAGAAUUUAGCUUAUCUUUUGACGCCGUCAAACAACACAUCGAAUUGUUCUUCCGUCAAAAUCAUCCACCCGCCUGGAAUCCCAUUCCAACUCAGAUGAAGAUUUGGGCAGCCCAAAUGAACCGCUUGUACAGCUUCGGGUCAGACACUCGGAAAGUACUCAGUAACGCCAAUGUAGGUACCGGAGUUCCCCAACAGGGGGAGAACAGCACCACUGGAGGUCGGAACCCUCCCAUCACCACCGGGGAGGCUGAGGCCCUCAUUCAGAGGGUUGGCAUCACGGCCGAACAAUUCAAAGAGGUGCUGGCUGCACUUGAACUUGCGCCCAACCGCGAUGUUGUGGUGGAAGAUGUUGCUGGGGGACCCACAGGCGGGAAGGCAAGGCAGGACCUACGGGCUCCCAAGGAAAAAAGAAAAAAGCUGGAAGAAGAGGACGACUCGUCCUCCUUCGAGCGAAUGUCUGCUUUUGACCGCUUGGGAGACGCCAAGUCAAAGAAGCCUCGGACCUCUGCGUUCGAGCGGCUGCAGGACACUCGGUCGGCCCGAAAAGGCGACUUGAGGGACACGCUCAAGGAGAAGAGAGGGGAGUCCACAGCGACCUCCAAGGUCGGUUCUGAGGAGCGACGGACGACCGAUAAGGGCGCAGCUGAGCUGUGGAAAAUGUACGAACAACUGGAGAAGCGGCUGGACGCCCAAAACCCUUAUCGCCAAGCGGUCUUCAGUGAGGUAACGCCCUUCUCCAGAAGGAUAAUGUCCUGCCCUCUCCCGGAUAAUUUCAAGACUCCCCAAAUCAAGGCGUACAACGGGACGACCGAUCCCCAAGACCACCUCGCUCGCUUCGGGGCCAACGUGGUCAUCUAUGCAGCGGUCGGGUACCCUCAAACCAAUGGACAGGUCGAGAACACCAAUCGCACCAUCAUGGACGGUCUCAAGAAGAAAAUAAUGGAAUGCAAAAGUGCCUGGGUGGAGGAAUUGCCCUACAUCUUGUGGACCUACAGGACUACCCCAAGGAAGGCCACAGGUGAAACUCCUUUCUCGCUCACAUAUGGAUUUGAAGCAAGGGCUCCAGCAGAGACCUCAUUGUUGAGCUAUAGAGUGGAGACGUUUGAUGCACAAGAGAAUGAGGAGAACUUGAGGGCAGAACUGCACCUCGUUGAUGAGCGAAGGGAAAGGGCAUACAUGCGAGCAGAAAAUUACCGCCGACAGGUCAAGUCAUAUCACGACCAGCGGGUACGACCAAGGAAGUUCCAGGUGGGUGACUGGGUCCUUCGGAAAAGGGAAGUCAGCCGAUCGACCGAUAAAGGGAAGUUUGCUAAAAGUUUCGAGGGGCCAUACAUCAUAAAGGAGGUUUUGGCUGAUGGGACGUUUAGAUUACAAACUCCAGCCGGAGGCGACGUUCCUCGAGUGUGGAAUGCCGCCAACCUUGUUAAAUUCUAUCAGUAGAUUGUAUCCCGGCUAUGUCUCUAUCUUGUCUUCAACAUCCUCUCUCCAAGAUCCGUUCUCAAUUUUUCUCACGGAAUUGAUUUUCUUCUUGAUAACAAAGAUUAAUAGUUCCUUAUAAUUAAUGAGUUCCCAAUUAGAGAGGUACCGGAAAAAGAGAUCAGAGAAGAGUAGUGAGGAUUGGGGCUACUAUUCCUGGCGACGACUUUCCCCUGAGAGCCGGCGGAGGUAGCGAUUGGCUUUUUGAGCGGUGGCGGCUGCUCUAACGAAGACGAUGGUGGCUCUCGGUGGAAGCCAUGGUGGCUACUAGGUCGGCGAGUCCUGUGCGGCGGCAGCAGUCCUCCGAUGCGGUGCAACGACAGCGACUUGAACUGCGCUUCGAUUCAACAGCUUGUUAGGAAUUACGAUAACAAAGGAUUGACAGAUGAGUUUGUAAUUGCAUUUUAUGCACAUUUAUGUUCUAGUCAUUGUUUGUGCAGUGAUCUUUGAGUUCUUCACCGAGCGUUUAAUUUCGCAUGGUGCACAUUUAUGUUGCAUU